Molecule: messenger RNA, 3395 nt
Organism: Amblyraja radiata (thorny skate)
Lineage: Eukaryota; Metazoa; Chordata; Chondrichthyes; Rajiformes; Rajidae
Product: dnaJ homolog subfamily C member 5
Exons: 5
Coding region: 146-742 (198 amino acids)
Source: RefSeq, a predicted model, not a curated record
GUUUUAUGAUUGGAAGGCCAAUCAAAUACCUGCUUGAACAAAAUAAGGAAUAUAAUCCGAGUGACCUGUUUACCUCUUUACUGAGAACUGAGAGCAGCCGCUUUGUCUUCACUGCAGGCACCAGAUACAAGCACCUUAAGUUAAAAUGGCUGAUCAAAGACAGCGUUCACUUUCUACCUCUGGGGAUGCACUUUAUCAAAUUCUAGGUUUAGAGAAAGGAGCAUCACACGAGGAAAUAAAGAAAUCCUACAGAAAACUUGCUUUGAAACACCACCCGGACAAAAACCUCGACAAUCCAGAUGCCUCUGACAAGUUCAAAGAGAUCAACAAUGCUAAUUCAAUAUUGACGGAUAUUUCAAAACGGAACAUUUACGACAAAUAUGGCUCUCUAGGUCUUUACAUAGCGGAACAGUUUGGCGAAGAGAAUGUGAACACGUAUUUCAUGCUGUGUAGCCCGUGGGCAAAGGGUCUCUUUGUACUCUGUGGGGUGAUCACUUGCUUUUACUGCUGCUGCCUCUGCUGCUGCUGCUGUAACUGCUGCUUCGGUAAAUGCAAGCCUAAGCCUCCGGGAGGUGAAGAAUACGAAUAUUAUGUAUCAUCAGAAGACCUGGAGGAACAAAUCCGCAUGGACACGGACGUGGUUGCAGAUGGAGAGGCUCCAAUCGUUCUUCAGCCAACAAACGCAAAUGAGAAAACUCAGCUGAUUAAGGACAGUCGGCGAACCUACAACACAGAUGGGUAGAACCUGAGAGGACGGGAAGUUGAGCUGAAAUUCCAUGCAACCUUUACACUAGGAUGUGCCUUGGAGAGAGGUUGCAGUUUUCAUUUGGAAAAUUAAGCCAUCAGCUACCGACGUUUAGUCACUUAAAAGACACCGUCAAUUGUUUCCAGCAGUUUAAAGAAUUGAUCUACAACAUCAGUCUAAUAUUGCUCUGGACACUUCAAUAACAAAUUGCAUUUUUUCUCAUUUUGAUCUUAUAACAUUAUCGGGAAAUAAGCAGUCAUUUAUUUUUAAUUAUUCUGGUGAAUAAUGUGUUUAAUGUACUUCAACAGCCCAACCCCUCCUCAAAUUAAUUGUCAGGCUUUGUACAACAUGUAACCGAUUUCAUCGUUUUGGGUAAGACAAUAUAUUUAUUAAACAGACUCCAACAAUACCGGAAGAGAAAACUGACUCACUUCUUUCCACUUUACUCAUUACCCUAACAGAAAGUUGGAAUUGAAUCGUCUGCUACUAAAUAUUUCAGCAGGUCCGUUGCUUAUAACUGCAUUCUCUGUCUGUGCAAUAUUGGCACUGUUUGUCUAAAACCAAUAGACAUACUCAUUGGUUUAGUGCUGCUAAAAAUUGGGUUUCAAAUGCAAGUAGACAGAUUGGAUGAUCCAUGUCAAUAAACAAUGCUAAAGAUUUUAGCAGGGUGCUUCAGGUCAAAAUAAAAGUUCAUUAAAAUAAUUUUAAUAAAUGCAAUACAGAAAUGGUUUGAUGUGGCUUUAUAGCAUGUUCUGUAAUGUAUUUCCAACUGAUCUCAACUGUAACUUUGCCUGUCAUCUGCAUGUCUGCUCUGUAAAUUUAGGAUGCUGUAUUUUAGCUUUAAUAAGCUACACAUUUCUCAAAUACCUGUUACUAAAAGGAAUAUUUUUUUUAUUUUGUGUGUAACAGAAUUAGACUAAUAUUGAAAGCUUUCUAAAGAUUGUAAUUGCUGUAUUUAUAGAGCUAUUGUAUUUCUGGAACAAAACUGUAUUAUGUUUUGUUGUUAAUAUCUCUGAAAUCUAAAGUCUAAAUGUCUGCUCUCUUAAAAUCAAAUAGAAGAGCAUUCUUUCAAAGGCUGGAUUUAUAUAUAUUUAUGUUCUUUGUUGUUACUUAUAUUGUACAUAUCCUAUUAGUUUUCACAAACCCUAGUUAACCACUUUUCUUUGCUUUGAGCAAUGUGAAAGCAUCAUCUGUUAUUCAACUGUGAAGGAAGAGUGAAUUUGUAGUUUAGGAUAUUUUAAUAUUGGUUCAUAUUAUACAACACAUUCCCCUUGUAAGUUACUACUCUUGGCUGCAGUACUUCACAGAUUCCAAGAUUAUCUUGUUUCUCCCUCUCUUCCAAGACUUGAAAUUGUAAAAGUCUGGAAUGCUUUUGGAAACCUAUAUCCUGCACUAUAUUUGGCUACAUUGCUUGGCACAACUAUUUUAAAGUUCCACUGAUUAGGAACUUUGCAUUCAAUGCUGGUCUUUAUCAUUUCUUCCCACGUAAGCCUUGAAAUGUUGCAGCCCUGUUUCUGAGAAGAAAUCACAAGCUUUACAGUUACUCAAAGAAAAUUUGUUUAAAUGUUGCAAAUAUGAUUUUUUUUUUUAAAUUUUCAAAUAUUCAUGCUUCCUGCAUUCCUGAGCAUUUCCAGUACUUUCUAUUUUGUGCCCUAUAAUUAAUUGUAUCAUUUCUGAGAUGAUGAUUCCUGAUUAUAUUAUUUUGACUAGAGUUUAUCCGUCAACAAAUAUAAAUAUAAAUAAAAAAUAAGAAUCUGCUUAGGUAUAAAUAUAAAGCACAGUCCUCAGAGCUAUUAGCAUGGCGAAUAAACAAUUAUUUAUAUAAAAAAGGUGAAAAAAAGGAAUGUCUGAAAGAACUUUUGAAGUAAUCACUUAAAGCAAUAUUUAUUUUCGAGUCAUAGAUUAACCCAACACAAAAACAGGCCCUUCGGCCCAAUUUAUCCAAGCUGACCGAGGUGCCCCAUCUAAACUAGUCCCAUUCACCUGUGGAUUACUCCUAUCAUUCUAAACUUUUCCUAUCUACGUACGUGUCCAAAUGUUUUUUAAAUGUUGCUAUUGUACCUGCCUCAACGACUUCCUUUGGCAGCUUCUUCCAUAUGUCAACCACCAUCUUUGUAAAAACGUUGCCCCUCGAGUUCCUGUUAAAUAUGUUCCCUCUUAUCUUAAACCUAUGCUUUCUAAUUCUUGAUUCUCAUACCAUGGGAAGAAGACUUUGACCAUUCACCAACCUCUUCCUAUAGCUCUAGCCCUCAAGUCCUGACAACAUUCUCGUGGAUCUUCUCUUUCCAGCUUAUCUUUUCUAUCGCAGGGUGAUCAAAACUGAAUACAAUACUUCUAUAUUCAAUGCCCUGACUGAUGAAGGCCAACAUGCCAAAAACCUUCUUCACUGCUGCCACUUUCAUGAAACUAUGCAUUUGAGGGAAAUAUGUAUUUAUUUUACUUUUGCAUUUCAUGUUUAACCUAAUGUUUCUGUUCUGCUUAACAAAAAUACAUAACCACCAAAAAAAGGAAAGACAAAUUUAAUCAGGAAUAUUAUUUAAAAUAUAUGGCUGGAUUGGAUGACAAUAAUUAGGUAUAUUUCAGUAUUUAUGUUUUGUGUACACAUUGCCUAUGUUAAAGAAUAUUAUUAAAAAGGUUACUGUUCUAAAAA